This is a messenger RNA of Prosopis cineraria, 1680 nucleotides long. RefSeq lists its product as uncharacterized. The coding region runs from base 513 to 1472 and encodes 319 amino acids. NCBI's taxonomy places the organism in Eukaryota, Viridiplantae, Streptophyta, Magnoliopsida, Fabales, Fabaceae. The transcript has 3 exons. The record is from RefSeq and is a predicted model, not a curated record.
CUCUCCAUUAUCGUCAAUUUAACCCUAGUUCUCAGAAACCGGAAGGAUUUGCACCGUUUCUCCGUUGCCCGUGGCUCCCUCGUCCUCUUCAGUAGCCACCUUUCUAAGAGACAGUUGAACCCUAUCUCUCAUCUCCGACUUGUUCUGUGUAUCCCUCUGAAUUUGUUAGCCGUAGCCCUAAUCCGAAUCAGUUUCUAUCGGGAUUAUUGCCGCCCUCGCUGAAUAUCAGAUCUAUAAGAGCCCUUAAUUAAAAAAACCGGCAUUUUUGUUGGUGCAAGCGAAGCUUUUCAGAUUUUCAUAGCGUAUUAGCAUUUCCGAUUUGGUUGCUUGAUCUUAUUUCAACAAAAUACGUUGCUUUCAGGAAUUUUUUUCCUAUUUGAAACGACUACUCUCGAGGUAGCCGCGACAAGUUUGAAUUUUGGACCUCCUAGUUUCAAGAAUUAUACGUAUCUCUUGCUAUUUCGGACAAUAUUUCAUCAGUGUGCUUGUAGUUGAUCUGGCUAUAGAGACAAAUGGUAGGAGGUGGAAGCAGGAGAGACGAAGGUUCGUUGAUGAUAAAAAACACAAAUGUCUUUGCUGCACUUGAUACUCUAAAAAAGAAGAAGAAAUCCGAUAAGGAGCACAAGAGCAAAGGGUCGUCUAAAUCUCAGGUUCAAUCUAAGGAACCUGAACCUCAGGUGUUCUGGGCUCCCGCUCCACUGAAUGCGAAAUCUUGGGCUGACGUGGACGACGAUGACGACGACUACUAUUCCACCACUGCCCCGCUUCAGCCUGUCUGGGGCGUUUCUGAGCCACAGCAGAGUGAGGAGAAACCAAGCGUUUUCGAGGAUAGUGAGAGUGAGGAAGAUAUUUUAGGUGAAGGGGAUGAUGAUGUGGAGGAAGAGCAUGAUCAUGAACCAGAACAGUCCUUGAACCCUGAACCUGAGGUUAGGAAGCCUAGUCAAGUUUCUGUGGCACCAAAGGAGGCAGAACGGCAACUUUCCAAAAAAGAAAGGAAGAAAAAGGAACUUGCAGAGCUCGAGGCUCUUCUGGCUGAUUUUGGAGUCACACAAAAAGAAGGCAGCGGUCAAAAUGAGCCACAAGGUGCCUCACAAAGUAAUGAAGAUGCUGAGGCUGUCGGAGAUGGAGAGAAGAAGGAAAAUAACACUGCAGAGUCUAAAAGCGCCAAGAAAAAGAAAAAGAAGGACAAAGCUUCCAAGGAGGUGAAAGAACCUCAGGAUCAUCUCAAUGGGGCAGAUACAAAUAACGGUCCUGAUGAUGCUGCGGGCACUGAAAAUGCUGGGGAUGAUAAGUCCACUGUUGAUGUGAAAGAGCGUCUCAAGAAAGUUGCUUCUACAAAGAAGAAGAAAUCUAACAAAGAAAUGGAUGCUGCCGCAAGGGCUGCCGCCCAAGAGGCUGCUGCACGAAGCGCAAAGCUUGCUGCCGCUAAGAAAAAAGAGAAGAACCAUUAUAAUCAGCAACCACUGCGGUAAAGAACCCUGUUUGUUACAUUGAUACAAGAAUGUGUAUUGUUGUUCAUACGAUGAGGCCGAAUAAACAAUGGGCUCCCUACGCUCUAUUUGACUUGCGUUCGUAUUGCCACGGACCUGAGAAGUAUUCCUCUGUUUUUUUUUUACAGUUGCUCUACUGUUACGGACAUGCCUUGCCGCAAAAAAUGUAGUUGUACUUUUAGUUCGUUCA